This is a messenger RNA of Prunus armeniaca (apricot), 309 nucleotides long. The record is from the annotation of a GenBank genome assembly. NCBI's taxonomy places the organism in Eukaryota, Viridiplantae, Streptophyta, Magnoliopsida, Rosales, Rosaceae.
AUGGCGAUUCGUGUCAAUCGUUUGAGUGCUUCGAACAAUUCUGAGAGAAAACCUCUUCAUUAUACCCAUUGUGAUAUGGACCACCAUACCAUUGAUAUCUGCCACCAAUUGCACGGCUACCCUCUAGGCACAGAUUUCACAAGCUUGGUUCAACUUCCGGUCAGAACUUCAGCAAAGCUUCUUGAAAAUGGGGUGGUCGUAGUGCUGCCAAUCAUGCUACUUCUAGUUGUGGUCCUUCUUUGCAAGAUAUUCAAGCUGCCAUCCCCUACUUGUUCGAAGACCAAUGCAAGAAAAUUCACUCGAUGGUGA